Molecule: messenger RNA, 4151 nt
Organism: Fusarium oxysporum Fo47
Lineage: Eukaryota; Fungi; Ascomycota; Sordariomycetes; Hypocreales; Nectriaceae
Exons: 5
Coding region: 162-4145 (1327 amino acids)
Source: RefSeq, a predicted model, not a curated record
CCAGGCUCGGUCGGAAAAAAGUAGAAAGAAAUACAAGGACAUAGCCUGGGUUUUUCAUGCUGUUUCAAUGCGAACUAUGUACCUAUAAGAGGGCUUGCAUCUGCCACGCGGGGGAUUUGGUGUUUCCCGGAAUCCGUCAGCAACAGUCCACAUGAAGCAUCAUGAAGUCCUCCAACCAUUAUGGCCACAGGCCAGAGCCCAACUACACAUACCGACCAACGGUGCUGACCCCUAUCACAGAAGUCACCAGCCCGACCACCCGGAUCCGUGGGGUCGCUAGGGAUAUUUCCUUGGCAUGUAUGAUAUCGUUGAUCCCUCUAGCUGCUUUCUCUGCUUUUCUCCUCGGUCUUGUCUUUCGCUACCGAGUCAUUCCGGAGAGCCCCGUCUCCUCAACUUUUGCCGCUGCGGCAUCCAUAGAUCGCAACGCUAUUUAUGUCGACUUCCCCGCUACCACUCUAAUCAUUGUCGCAUCGUGGUCUAGCACCAUGGCGCCGCUAAUCCUGCCUUUCCUUCUGACCCUGGUCUCGUUUCCAGUGUCUAAAACAUUGAUUCAGGUCAGUCAGAACGGCGAUCGAACCAACCAGCCAACUCCGCGGCAGUAUGCUCUUAUUCUUCGCAUCAUGAGCAAUUCUUCGCUAAGCGCUCUAUGGAGUUGUGUCGCCUAUGUGUUUACCUCGAAAAGGAAGAGGGCACCAAUGACGGAGCCCUUGGCAUUCAUGACGUGGAUGCUGGCCUUGGCUUCGCUUCUGAGUGUGUUGGUCUUUGCCACGGAUACCUGGUUGCAUUUCGUGACCAAGACAGUUCUUCUCAACCAGCCAACAGCAUUUGAUAGCGCCAGCUUCAAGUUCAACGAAAACUGCACUAACAUCAACACUACCUACAAAGACGGCUGUACGCUCAACAAUGCGGCAUCAAAUUCUUUUUUAAUCAAUAGCGAGCCUGCACUAGAACUCCUCGCCAACGCCUCUAGCACAAACAUGGUCCAGCAGGUUGCCGACUCCACUGGCAAAAAAUACGCCUUUAUCGGCCUGCGACCGACUAAUCGAAUUGCCAAUUUGGACUAUACAGCUACCUCUUUUGGAGCAUCUUCCCAGUGUCAGGUUGUCACGAAUCAUUGCAUAAGUGAAGAUGACAUUAGUGGUUCGCAGGCAACCUUUAAAUGCGACUUUGCCCCAGCACAGGGAGUUAUAUCAACCACUCAAGUGGAUACAAUAGCCUUCACUUAUUUCACCGACUCAUCAAUGAAGAAGAACACUUCUUCCUCCAUAUCGAUGCCGAACCCAUAUUACUUUACCGCUGUAGUCAGCAUCAACCAGAACUUGGGCCGCAACCCUAACAGGGGCCUGAUUGAUGAUCCUGAUAUAAGCAGCGGCCUCCAUGGGUCAACUCUUUUCGCAUUGCUUUGCAGCACCGAGGUAUUUGAUUGGAAGUAUACUUCGAUAAAUGGCUCCGUCACAGCCUUCACAUACUCUCCGAGCAACUCGUCCACUACCAAUAUUGUAAUGGGGACUCAAGCACAUACCCAUGUCGGCGAUUCAUAUAUCCUCCAACAAAGUAGUCUGGAUGUAUGGCGAAGCGACACAGCCGAAGAGGUGGCUGAAAAGUUCGCCGAAACAUAUAGUCGAACCAUCCUGGGCGCAAUCGGAGGAGCUUUACUCCCCGCACCAGCUGAAGAGGCCCAGUCGCGAUCCUCCAAACUCGUAGCUAAGGUUCCUAAGGGUCCUUUGGCGUGUCUCCUAGUUGCAAAUUGGCUUCUUGUAAUACUUGGACUAUUCCUGACCAUUCGAGCAUUCCUCGCACUGAGUGGUGAUGUUGGGGACGUACAAGCGAGACUAGGCAUUACUGCACUUGUUGCAGCAUAUUUUGAGGCAGACAAAGUCGGACUUCAAUUCUCAACGACCCCUCUGGUCUCUACUAUGGCAAAUACUCUCACCUUGUCAUCUGCGGUUGUCGCGGGCGGCCCGUUUGAGCAACAAGGCUCUAUUGACUGGGUCCAGAUCGCUAGAAUGUCCAUUUCUGUGCCAAUCUCCAUUCUCGCACGCGUUACAGCCGCCGAUGUUUCUCCGCUUACCAUCGUCGUGGGGCAGGAAAUGUCAUCCCUCUUCCGAUUGUCCACCACCGGACAUGAACGUCUCAUUAGAGCACUUGGGGAACUGAAGAGCUUCUCUGCCAUCGGAGAUGCCAUUUGGUUUGGCUUUGGGAUCAAGCACAUAGUGCGAGUCCUUGCGGAGACUGGCAAAGGACUGACAUGCCUGAUGCUAUGUGCAUGUCUUUCUGAGAUUCAUCCACCAAAAACCUGCGCCGAAAUCUUAAUCAGGCUGGCUGAUGUUUGUGACGCCCCUGAUCAUCUACGUCCCUCUGCUAGUCAAUGGUUGAAUCUAGUAGGAGCUUGCUCUGGAACUCUCAAGUCAACGACCUUUGCAUGCAUCGCGGAGCAGUUCAUGGCAUUCCAUCGCCCUUACGUGAACGAGGAAUACAUGGAUGAGGCUGCAGAUGUUGCUAGAGCUUUGCUCGCCGUGGCGCGUGGUUCUUCGGGUGUGCUGAGUUCGGUCGAGAUUCGAAGUGCCGAUAAUGCUACGAUUUACAAGUCCACGACCAACGAUGACUCAAUCCGUCUGUUGGUCAUAUACGGGACAGCACAGUCCUCCAACCAGGUCCAGGUCAACAGCACCGCAUACUUCAUAAACUCUCUUGAUCGCGUCAUGGCCCAUGAGCAGCGGUUUGAUUCCAUUAUAUCUGGGACCGUUCCAUGGAAUAAGUGUUUUUCAACAACUUUCGGUGACUCCUUCGGGGACCUUCUGGGUGCCAAGCAAGACUUUGGGCGGCUAAUCGGCGCUUCCGCACGUGUCUUUCGAGGCUUGACCAUUUCGGAUACCAGUAGCAUCUUCAAUUCUAAUGACUGGGUCGAUUGGUUCGGCUUUCAACCAGGUCAAUACGGACAUGGAUUCUGGCAUUCUGCUACUUCAUGGUUCCCUGAACUUUUACCCCUGGGUCCCAACAUUGAUUUCGAUACGAACAUGUCUGUUGACGAUGCUGUUGAGGCAUAUAAUCUAGCCUCGGAGAGCUUGGCACGCACCUGCAACUGUCAUUACUGUUCCGGAGACUGCUCGAGAUCCAUGAGGGGCUACUGCCUCCCCGUACUUGCCGAGACCAUUAUCUUCCUUAUCUGGAAUGUUUCUGCUCUUCAAAUCCACACCGAUCUCAAGCCCUAUCACUCUGGCUUGAGAUUCAUUUACCAACUCCACUCCGGUGAGGCUAUGACCGAUCCUAGUUUUGGAGAAUGGUAUGGAGGCGAUGCCCAUCGUGAAGCUUACUGGGGAAAUAUUGUUCGUCUCGUACGACGUCUCGACCUUGCUUCAGUAUACCAUACGGCGCAGUUUCUGUUUACCAAUGACUUAUAUCCUCUGCAGAGAUGCAAGGCAUUUACUGCCGCUUCUGUUGGGGGUCUCUGCUUCUAUUUUGACAUCUUGCGUAAUGUGUCAGAUCGACCAGAAGAGGCAGUGACACUGCAUGUUGUACCUGGAGUAAUCCAGACGAAUGCCGGACGACAAUACUCUUUCAUUGCGGAUAAAACGGGCACGAGGUCUGAUGGUCUUUUAGGAUUUGACUGGAUAGGCACCCGUUCCUUCGAGGAUACUCCUCAAUACAAAGCCGAUUACAAGGCCAGUGUGACAGAGUCAUUGGGCGGCAAUAUCUCGAUCCCUAUACUUGGUAUGGACACAGGAAGCUCUGAUUUGAAUGUCAAGUUUUUCAUUGAAGAGUCUACCAGCGGGUUGCUCGUCGAUCUUCACUUCAUCAGUGCCGCGGGAACCAGCCGUGUUGGGGCAUAUACCAUGCUCAAAGAGAUCAUCGAGAACUCAGGACUAGUCCAGUGCACUCACCGCGAUUGCGCCAGGAUGGAUCAGAUUAAUUGCGACAUAUCUGUUAUAGACGGAGAAGGCUCUGUGUCUGAUAAUCUCCAGCCGAGAAUCUACGUACGAAGACUUGCGGGUAAUCCUUUGGCGAGGUGCGUUGGGCUUUUGGUUAACAGAGAAUGGAUGGAUGCCCCCAUAUUGCGCCAGCGGGAGUGUAUACCAUGCUGUGUCAGGACUGCUGCUAACCUGCGACAUGAUCAUCGGAGGUCUCCAUCCUAUGUUAUUCUUUAAUCCAGC